Messenger RNA from Solenopsis invicta (red fire ant), 2040 nucleotides. RefSeq names its product prostatic acid phosphatase. Lineage: Eukaryota; Metazoa; Arthropoda; Insecta; Hymenoptera; Formicidae. Gene Ontology annotation, molecular function: phosphatase activity. The record is from RefSeq and is a predicted model, not a curated record. The coding region runs from base 969 to 1943 and encodes 324 amino acids. Gene Ontology annotation, biological process: dephosphorylation. The transcript is spliced from 6 exons.
CACACACACACACACACACACACACGCACGCACACCAUGCGAGAGCGUCGUGCACGACCACAUACAUACAUAUUAAUAACAAACACGUGUGUUCGAUCGGCUCGUGGACGGUGGAUCGGCGACCUUUUUGAGAUCGGCAUUCUUUGUCGUUAUUGUUUGCUAGAAUACCGCCGAGUUUCGCGAUCGCGGAAGAGAUUGGGCCGAGUCGGCGGAAGCGGUAUCGGCGACGUCGUUUAACAGACAGGACUCGCGGCACCCGUUUGUUUUAGCCGCUCGAAGCCUAUUCGUCGCGAUCUGUAUCCCCAGCAGCCGAUUACUGCCAAUGAGCGAAGGACUUGCCGAUUUCGAGAGAUAUAAAUUGGGUGAGAUACUGUGGCACCUCACUAUUCUCAGCACAAUUCUCGACGCUCAAUACAGUUCUCAAAAAACGUUAAGAGUCAAGCUUUUCGAUCGAGCCACCGCGACCUACGCACCGAUCUGAACACCUCGCGACUCAGGGUAUUACAUCCUCCAGGCGUGGUCGCGAAAUAAGACGCACACGACUCAGAAUGCUGUCGCACUCACAGGCGUUGUCGUGCGCGGUCAACACUCCUAAGUAUAGAGAUCGAUAAUAAUUCCCGGACGAUAAUAAGUAAUGUGCGCGAACGAAGUUUGUAUGUGAAUGUUGAAUAAACGAUUAUCAACCGCAGUGUGAAUAGUAAGACAUUCUCAUUGACUACAAAACAAGCAUGAUUUAUCGAUGAAUACAUAUUUCUAACAUAUUAUUAUAUUAGAAAUUACAAAUGCGUGCUUCUAUAAAAAGUGGACACAUUCAUCAUAAUUAAUAAUCACCCUAUAUAAUAUAUAAUAAGAUACCAUCUUGUAUAAAGAAAGAUUUCUGCCAAAAAAUUUUAUAAAUUUUUGUAAUAAGACACGGAGAUAGGGCACCUUUAAAAACUUAUCCAAACGAUCCUGACAUCAAUGAUAGUAUGGACCCAUAUGGUUGGGGUCAGCUAACAGACGCAGGAAGAAAGAAUCAAUACAAUCAAGGAUUGUUCCUACGAAAGCGUUACAAUAGCUUUCUAGGUUCGAUGUAUCACCCUGACAUAUUCUAUUUGCAAUCUACCAGUCGUGAUCGUACAAAAAUGUCAGGCAUGUUGGAGGCCGCUGCUCUGUGGUAUCCUAAUGAUAGACAAACGUUCAAAGUUGAUCUGCCUUGGCAGCCAGUCACACUGUCCUAUCAGGAAUUUGAACAAGACACGCUUAUGUUAUUGUGGUAUAUGUGCCCGAGAUAUGCUCAACUACGUUCUUCAGUGAAUGACAUGCCGGAAAUCCGAAAAAUACAUCAAGACAAUAAACAAUUGUUCGCAGAACUCUCAAACUUCACAGGCAUGCCAUUUACGACUGUCGACAAUGUCGCCUCAUUUUAUGACUUGUUAAUAGCCAAGGAAAGCAUGAAUUUAGCUUUACCAGCAUGGACGAAGGACUAUUAUCCCGAUAAACUAAAACCUUUAUAUUUACUUGGUGAACAGCUUUACACAUACAACGAUGAAUUACGCAGAUUGCAAGGUGGUAUUAUGUUGAAAAAAUUUAUCGACAAUAUGCAAGCGAAAAAAAAGGGCACUCUUCUGCCCAAGAAGAGAAAAAUGUUUAUGUAUCUCGGUCAUGAUAUCACUGUCGUUUCCCUGCUGAACACGAUGCAUAUUUGGUACGAUCAAAUUCCCUAUUAUAAUAUCAUGGUUAUAAUAGAGCUGCACAAGCACAAGGGCAAAUGGAACGUUCAGAUAUUUCUAAGGAAUACAACAGCUCACGAACCAUAUCCAAUGACAAUACCUGGAUGCACUGUUGCAUGUCCUCUUGAAAAAUUUGUUGAAAUCUUGAAACCGUUGAUACCAGAUAAUUUGGAAGAAGAGUGUAAGAUCGAUGAUAGUAACUAUAAAAUUCCACCUCCACCAUAUCUAUAAUUAAAAAACUUUCACGUUACUAACCAUACUGUAAUUCAAAUAACUUUAUUGUAUACAUAUUGUAAAUAAUUAUUUACAUCAUUAAAUCGAACUUGAU